CGGCGGCGCGGCCCCUGCACUCGGGCCGGGCUCUGCGGGCUGCGGCGGGAGCGGGACCCCGAGGUGGCAGCGGCGCUGGAACAGUGAACCAUGGAGCUGUAUUUCGGAGAAUAUCAACAUGUGCAGCAGGAAUACGGGGUCCAUCUGAGACUUGCAAGUGAUGAAACCAAAAGAUCCAGGAAUUCACAGCACGCUAAGGCAGGCUCCUAUGGCGUCAGUAUUAGGGUCCAGGGGAUCGAUGGCCACCCCUACAUAGUCCUGAAUAACACGGAGCGGUGUCUAGCAGGCACAUCUUUUUCUGAAAAUGGGCCACCAUUUCCAUCUCCAAUGAUCAAUAACCUUCCUCUACAUUCCAGCAAUGGUCCUGUGCUAACAAGGAACAGUGCAGAAUUGCAGCUCCCAGAAAACCCAUAUGCCCAACCCAGCCCAGCAAAAAACCUGAAACAGCCCUCUCUCCACGAGGGCAAGAAUGGAGUUCUAGAUGGCAAAGAUGGGCCCAUGAAGACAUCCCAUGUGCUGAACUUUCAGAAGCAUCCAGAGCUUUUGCAGCCUUACGACCCUGAAAAGAGUGAGUUGAACUUACAAAACCACCAACCUCCUGAGAGUAAUUGGCUAAAAACUUUAACAGAAGAAGAUACCAACAAUAAGAAGCCUUGGACUUGCUUUCCCAAACCCAGCACUUCCCAGCCUACCAGCCCUCCCUUGGAAGACCUGGCCAGAUCCAGUGUGACAGCCAUUCGUUUAUGCAGCUCUGUGGUCAUCGAUGACCCCAAAAAGCAGACCUCGGUGUGUGUGAACGUGCAGAGCUGCACCAAGGAGGGGGUGGGAGAAGAGGCCCUUUCCCCUGGCGGGAGGCCCCUGCCUGCCCACAGCCCACACGCCCACCCCGAAGCCAAGAAAACCAGGCCGGAUGUUCUUCCCUUCCGGCGGCAAGAUUCCGCGGGACCCAUCCUGGACGGAGCUCGGUCCCGGAGGUCGUCCUCGUCAUCGACAACUCCCACUUCAGCCACCUCUCUGUACAGGUUUCUACUGGACGAUCAGGACUGUGCCAUCCAUGCUGACAAUGUCAACCGUCACGAAAACAGAAGGUAUAUCCCCUUCUUGCCAGGAACCGGGCGGGAUAUCGAUACGGGAUCAAUUCCAGGUGUGGAUCAGUUAAUUGAAAAAUUUGACCAAAAACCUGGGCUUCAGAGAAGAGGAAGGUCUGGGAAGCGAAACAGAAUCAGUCCAGAUGACAGGAAAAGAUCCAGAAGUGUGGAUAGUGCCUUUCCGUUUGGUCUCCAGGGGAACCCGGAGUACCUGACUGAAUUUAGUAGGAACUUGGGCAAGUCAAGCGAACACCUCCUGCGGCCGUCCCAGGUGUGCCCGCAGAGGGCACCGGCUCAUGAGCACCGUGGGAGACAAAGCAUGGGCCGCACCUUUGCAAAGCUGCAGGGAGCAGCCCACGGUGCUCAGUGUGCCCACCCCAGGCCUCCCCAGCAGAACAAAAGUGGGAAAGUUCUGGAAACCAAAGGUAGUCAGGAAAGCACAUCGAUUCGUGGGUCUUCCCUCCCAGCGCAGGGUAAAAAGGAGGAGGAAAUAAAAACAGCCACUGCUACGCUGCUCUUACAGAAUCGGGCCGUAGCAACCUCACCUGAUUCUGGUGCCAAGAAAAUUUCUGUGAAGACAUUUCCUUCCACCUCAAAUAUUCAGGCCACACCGGAUCUCUUAAAGGGCCAGCAAGAGCUCACUCAGCAAACCAAUGAGGAGACGGCCAAGCAGAUACUUUACAAUUACCUCAAAGAAGGAAGCACCGAUAAUGAUGAUGCUACUAAAAGGAAGGUCAACUUGGUCUUUGAGAAAAUCCAGACUUUAAAGUCUCGAGCAGCAGGGAAUGCACAAGGAAAUAACCAAGCCUCUAAUUCCUCAUCUGAAAUCAAAGAUCUAUUGGAACAGAAAAACAAGUUGACUGUAGAAGUGGCUGAACUUCAGCAACAGCUUCAACUAGAAGUCAAGAAUCAACAGAACAUCAAAGACGAGAGGGAGAGAAUGAGAGCAAACCUGGAAGCGCUCCGAAGCCAACAUGACACCAAGGUGGAAGAGAACUCCGUGUUGCAGCGACGACUGGAGGAAAGCGAAGGGGAACUCCGCAAGAGCCUGGAGGAGCUGUUCCAGGUGAAGAUGGAACGGGAGCAGCACCAGACUGAGAUCCGGGACCUCCAGGACCAGCUCUCAGAGAUGCACGAUGAACUGGACAGCGCGAAGCGAUCCGAGGACAGGGAGAAGGGGGCUCUGAUUGAGGAGCUCUUACAGGCAAAACAGGAUCUUCAAGAUCUGCUGAUUGCCAAGGAGGAACAAGAAGACCUCUUGAGAAAGCGGGAGCGGGAACUCACUGCCCUGAAGGGAGCCCUGAAAGAGGAGGUGUCCAGCCACGAUCGGGAGAUGGACAAACUGAAGGACCAGUACGACGCCGAGCUGCAGGCCCUGAGGGAGAGCGUGGAGGAAGCCACCAAGAAUGUCGAGGUCCUGGCCAGCCGGAGCCACACUUCAGAGCAAAGCCAGGUGGGGGCUGAAAUGCGUGUGAAGCUUCUGCAGGAGGAGAAUGAGAAGCUGCAGGGAAGGAUUGGAGAGCUGGAGCGCAGAGUCGCUCAGCUUCAGAGGCAGAUUGAUGACAUGAAAGGCGACGAAGCCAAAGCGAAGGAAACGCUCAAGAAGUACGAGGGAGAAAUACGACAAUUAGAAGAGGCCCUCGUGCAUGCCAGAAAGGAAGGAAAAGAAGCUGCAUCAGCCAGAAGGGCCCUGGAGAGCGAACUGGAGGAUGCUCAGAGGAACCUGAUUCGGACCACCCAGGAGCAGAAGCAGUUGUCGGAGAGGAUGAAAGAUGAGACUGAGCAGAAGGAGCAGCUGAGAAGGCUGAAGAACGAGAUGGAGAGCGAGCGGUGGCACCUGGACAAGACCAUCGAGAAACUGCAGAAGGAGAUGGCCGACAUUGUUGAAGCCUCCCGCACAUCCACGCUGGAGCUGCAGAACCAGCUGGAUGAGUACAAGGAGAAAAAUCGCAGGGAGCUUGCGGAAAUGCAAAGGCAGUUGAAGGAGAAAACCCUAGAGGCAGAAAAGUCCCGACUGACAGCCGUGAAAAUGCAGGAGGAGAUGCGUCUGAUGGAGGAAGAGUUACGGGACUACCAGCGAGCUCAGGAUGAAGCGCUCACGAAAAGGCAGCUCCUGGAGCAGACGCUGAAGGACCUGGAGUACGAGCUGGAGGCCAAGAGUCACCUCAAAGAUGACCGCGGCAGACUGGUCAAGCAGAUGGAGGACAAGGUGUCUCAGCUGGAGAUGGAACUGGAAGAAGAAAGAAACAACUCGGAUUUGCUGUCGGAGAGGAUCUCUCGGAGCAGGGAACAGAUGGAGCAGGUGAGGAAUGAGCUGCUUCAGGAGAGAGCCACGAGGCAAGACCUGGAGUGCGACAAGAUUUCCUUGGAGCGACAGAACAAGGACUUAAAGAGCCGCAUCGUCCACCUGGAAGGUUCCUAUAGAUCCAGCAAAGAGGGGCUGGUGGUGCAGAUGGAGGCCAGGAUCGCGGAGCUAGAGGACCGUCUCGAGAGCGAGGAGAGGGACCGGGCCAACCUGCAGCUCAACAACCGGCGGCUGGAGCGGAAAGUGAAGGAGCUGGUGAUGCAGGUGGACGAUGAGCACCUGUCACUGACGGAUCAGAAGGACCAGCUGAGCUUGCGCUUGAAAGCAAUGAAGCGGCAGGUGGAGGAGGCUGAAGAGGAAAUUGACAGACUGGAAAGUUCUAAGAAGAAGCUGCAGAGGGAGCUGGAGGAGCAGAUGGAUGUGAACGAACAGCUGCAGGGGCAGCUCAACUCCAUGAAGAAGGACUUGAGACUUAAGAAGCUGCCCAGCAAAGUGCUGGAUGACAUGGAUGACGAUGAUGACCUCAGCACAGAUGGGGGGAGCCUCUAUGAGGCACCGCUGAGCUACACCUUCCCCAAGGACAGCGCCACCAUCAGCCAGAUCUGAGACUGCUUCCACAGCCAUUGAAGUGGCCGUCAUUCCUGGCAGGAGCUCUGCAGCCGCCCAGGGCUGGCUGCAGAGACCCAUUGCCUCCUGUUCACACAGCUUCCCAGUUCUUCAAUGCUGCCUUCCUCCCCGGGGUCUCUCCAUGGGGCUCAGGGAGCUGCUGAAGUUUAAGAUGAUCGGAUGCCUGAGGAGUGGGGGCCGCUACCCGUUGGGGUGUUCUGGAAAACAUGCUUUGGUUCUGCACCGCCGUCUGCCGUCACCGUUUGCAUUGCUUCUCCUGCUCUCCUCCUUCCUCCUCCCUCCUCCCUCCUCUCUCCUCCCUCCUCCCGCCAAGAAAAAGGGUCCAAAGGCUCGUUGUUACUGAGCAGCUGUGGUGCAGAGGUUGUACAUAUUUUAAACCAGCCCCUCUCCCAGGCUGCUGCUGUUCCGUUUGCAGUGUUACAGAGGCUUCGCAGGGUGGCUUAUUUGUAAAGUUCACACAUCUGUGUCAAGUAUUCUUUUUUAAAAUAUGAAGCUACUAGAUUUUAAGUAUUAAGGAGCAGAGGUGAGAGGGAGAAAGCAGACUAAAGACCGCUUUGGGAACUGGAGUUGGAGAGAAGGAAUUGUAGUGAUAGUGGACGAUUAACACUGAGGAUGGAAGUUCAGAUGAUCGGGCAAACGACUCGCUGGCAGAGGGAGAGAAAGUCAGAAGGUCACUCGUGUCUGUGGGCUGCAGCUAUGGCCUUGGUUGCUUAUUUUAUCUAGAAUUUUAUUAUAACUUCUGAACCAUGCUAAGACCAAUUCUCACUCACCAACUGCAAUUCCUUUACAUGGCAGGGAGGAGGAGACUUAUCGGUGAGGUGUUUAUCGAAUGCUGUGGUUUCUGGAAGGACAAGGCCCUCUUGUGUCUUGCUGGCCCUGCCCUCCCAUAGCAGGCCUCCCGGCUAUACCCCUGGGGCCCCUGGUGAGGUGGUGGUGGGAUGGGGGACUGGGAGGGUGUGGGGGAUGAGGGUCAUGGGGCAGGUCAUGGGGGAAGGGAGAUGAGAGAGGGGACAGGCAGGCAGGUAUGGGUGUGGGGAUGGAUGUGAGAAGGAAGCCAGAGAAGUUCCUGAAAGCUGGGGGGAUGUGUAGGCAAGAGGUGGGUUUAGUGGGAUCUCAGGUUUAUGUCAAGGAAGCGAGGGAAGGAAACAGAUGUCAGGCAGAGGUGUGUCUGUGCAAACUGGAGGUUUCCUUCCAGCUUCCUGGGACAAAGGGACAUCGCCAGCAGCGGCCAUGUGACUGGGAAGGGGUGUGGUCUGGGGGCAAGGCCAGGUGGCUGGGGUGGAAUCACAGGGACCGUGGCAUUGGGAGAAUGCAGGGCAUCCUGGUACUUCCUCUUGGCCUUCCUGUGUCACCUUGCACCAGGACAGUCCCCAGGCGUGGCCACAGGCCAGGUCCAGUCACAGCUGGGCCUCCACAGGUCAGGGUAGGGGGCAGAUAGCUCAGUAGGGAAGUGGCCAGGGAGAGGGCCCUGUGGGUUGGUCCCAUGUGUGGGGCAGAGAUGGCAGUGUUCAGCUGUGUCACAGUGUCCCCAAGCAUCCCAAUAGACGGAGGCCUGUGGACCAGAGAACUCCAUGACUGUUGCCAUGGGGUCCCACCUACCCUGGGUCACAGAGCCCAUCUGCAGGAUUCAGAGAGGUCAGCCCAGUUUAAGAGUGGGCGUCUGGAGCCAGAGAGCCAAGCCUUCUUCCACCUCUGCCAGAGUCACCCCAACCACAACCGGGGGUGAUUCUUGCCUCUGCUUACUCAUUGGAGGUGUGGAGAGAUUCCUCCCUUUAGCCAUCCAUUCAUUUAGCAAAUAUUUUUUGGCACCUAUGAUGUGUCAGGCACUGGGAAUAUGGCAGUGAAUAAAACAGGUAAAACGCCCCCCACUCCUGGAGCUGCAUCUGGGGAAGGGGUGAUAGACAAUAAUCAAAGACAUCGACACAGGCUGAGCACCUCUGCACACAGCCCUGGAGCCCCUCUGUCCUCUUGGGGACAUGACAAGCCUGGCUCACUGGAACUCACAGAGAUUCUUUGACCCCCCCCCCCCAAUCUGUUCUUUAUUUGCCUGGGGCUCCCACUAUCAUUAUAUAUUUGCCAAUAACCCUGCCUAGGAAUGCCUCAGCCCCGCCCCUAACCAGAGCGGUGGGAUACUACAGGUGCAAGGCCUUUGGGAUGAGUGUCUGCUGGGUGAGAAGGCAGCUGCCCCCCAUUCCGGCCAAUUCUUUCUGGUGCCGCGAGGCUGCUACAGGAAGCAGAACCAUCCGUGCAAAUUGAAGAGAGGUCACCAUUCAAAACACUUGUGUCAUCCCCCUAAAAAUAGGCUGUUGUAAAUUCUAACGAUCGUGCUACCCUGCACUGCCACAGAGCUGGCAGCGAGCUGGACGUGCAGUGUGGCAGGCGGGAAGGACACUGGCCUGGAAGUUGAGAGAGGGGUUUUCAAGUCCCUACUGGUGUCCCCUCCCUAGUGACCUUGACAGGGCGCUCGCUUGCGCUCAGAGCCGUGGGUCGCCUGGGACGAGGUGAGGAUUAGGGCCUGAGGUCCUUUCCACAUCUAACAUGAUAUCUUUCUUUGAUUUUAUUAUUAACAUAUGUACAUUUUUUUCCUGUUUAUUGCUUUAAGAACUAACCCUGCUCAAGAGUUUUUUCUUUAGUUUAAAAAGAAAAAAAUUAUUUUAUGUACAAACACAUACAUGGCCAAAUGCAAUGCAGAGAAGACAAUCAUCAUGUAUCUUUUAUAAUUUUUUCCCCCUGCUUCUGAGUAUCAUUCUACAACGCCAGUUGGCUUAUUCUGUUGGGUUUCUGCUUUUUGGGUGUGGGUUGGUGGCUUUGCGUUGGCUUGGGGAAGAGACAUUCUUGUUGCAGCUACCUCCAUGUGAGUGAAUUCCUGGAUAAAGCAAGACUUACUUUCAAUAAACUCUGUCACCCAGCGAGAA
Messenger RNA from Lemur catta (Ring-tailed lemur), 6935 nucleotides. It is a transcript of the gene CGNL1, whose product is annotated as cingulin like 1. The record is from RefSeq and is a predicted model, not a curated record. The coding region runs from base 91 to 3999 and encodes 1302 amino acids. Gene Ontology annotation, cellular component: myosin complex. The transcript has 19 exons. Lineage: Eukaryota; Metazoa; Chordata; Mammalia; Primates; Lemuridae.